Thlaspi arvense is the source of this 3777-nucleotide messenger RNA. NCBI's taxonomy places the organism in Eukaryota, Viridiplantae, Streptophyta, Magnoliopsida, Brassicales, Brassicaceae. The record is from the annotation of a GenBank genome assembly.
AUGAAUAGAACAGAGAAUAGUGAUGUGAGAUUCGCAUUCUUGUUGGCUUCUGCGGAAUGCUAUUCGAGAGAUGAAGGCAUCUCAUCGUUUUGUGCUUCUUUGCUGUUUGGUUUGGGUUCUUUGCUGGGAUCGUCAUUGUAUUACAAGAAAUCCGUAGAGAAAGCAAAAGAGUAUUUAAAUAUUUUGUCUUCUUUUCGUUCAUUGAGUUCGAACGAGCAGAUUUGUCAAACCGAUAUCGAGGGUAUGCUCAAAGCUGCAGAGUCAAGGAUCGCUGAAGGUUCUCCUAUGGUAAAGUUGGAACCAAAGGUUUGCGAGGCGAAGAAAAAUCAAGAUCCAAAGAAGAUUGAGGUUAAAGGAUUGAGUUCAUAUUGGAUGGGUUUGAAUGUUGAGAUGAAAAGGGAUUUUAUGAAAGUAAGCACUGCAGAGUUUACGAGUUUUGUGGAGAGAUUAUAUGGCACAGAGGGACGAGAUGCUUUGAUGCAAGCUCUUGAUUCUGCAAGGGAAGACAAAAAAAAUGGAGAUUCUGGAUGUGUCGAUCUUCCUUCGUUGACAAAGGAUAUGGCCCAGAAGAUAAGUAAAGUCUGGGCUCGUAAGAUAUCUGAUGGAAGUUGGGAACCAGUGGAUGCGGUAGCUGCCGUUGAAAUGAUCAAGAAUCAGCUCGAAGAUGUGAAAGCGUUUGCGUAUGUGAAUAGAUGGUCCAAAGACUGGCCUUUAGCUGCGGAUGAAGAUCGCAGUAAGCUACUCAAAGAAAUCAGGUCGCUCCUUGUGUCGUUUUGGGACCGUAAAAUUCUCUCAUGUAGCGUCCGAGAGUGGGUGAUGGAUUUUGUGAUCCUGGACUUUUUAAAGAAGAUCAAGUGUGAAAGGGAUGAUGGCGCUGAUGUGGUUCGCAGAGCAGUGGACAGUAUCUACAUUGGUAUUCAAGUUAAGGAAAAGAUCGACUUUGACAUUGAGUUUUCAUUUCUGAUGCUGGAUAAAAGGCUGCUGGGAGGCAAGAUUGAUCGAUUUGAUGAUGAUGGGACAAUCAGUUUUGUUGAACCCAAUGAUCACUACGCCAAGGCACAUGUUCAUGGAGAUGGUAUCUUAUCCUGGUUAGCUGACCACACCUCAGGAGAUGAGAGUUUUCGAUUUCCGAGACCUAUCAGGGGACACAAUCUUUGUAUUUGGAUGGCUAUUUUAAGAGCCGUUCAGUUCUCGUGUAGAGCUUUGGAGGACAAAAGUGCAAUGAAAUCGCAGCUCCUAGAUUAUGGUGGAGCUCUUAGUGAUAUCAAGAAGCUGUGUAUUAGUGAAGACGAGAAUAGAAGGAAUCUUCAAGAAGAUCAAUGGAACAAUUAUGCAUCUAUUUUGUGUGAUAGAUGUGAAGAGAGAGACACUGCAAAAGUAUUCUUGUGUGCAGUACGAGAUGUUCUCAAAGGAGAAUUACAUCCAACAUUUGAUUUCGCUGAUCUAGAAGAUUGCUUGAAUGCCAUACGUGGGUGUAAAAAUCUCAGUGAUGAUGUAGUGUUGAAGUCCAUAGACCUUCUGAAAUUAGCCGUCACCAAAAAGGUUCCUAUAAUUGAUUCAAAGAUUUUGCUGAUUGAAUAUUUAAGGAUUAACUUGCUGAACGACUUCAUCAGACUUUCUGUUUUUUACCACCGCUCUAACAUCAUUCGACCACUGAAAGAAUUCUUGCUGGAGGGAGCCGUAGAAGCAGAUCUUUUACUUGGGGACGAGAAAAAACCAGAGUCAAAGAAGAAGAAACAUAGAAGCAAGAAGAAAACUUCAAAGAGCAUGCCUAGUCCCAAAGAUAAGACCGUUGAAGAUAUGCAAAACUUGCCUGGAGAAGAUUCAGUUCUUAGAGAAGGUGCAACCAGAUGCGAUUCAGCUCUUACAGUGACUCUGAAGGCCCUGUUGAACAUUAAGGUUCUUAAAGAGGAUUUGGUGCACAAUGUGCAACCAUUUCAUGACGAGCUGGAAAAACAAAUUCAUGAGCGUCUUUACAGCUUUGUCCUGAGCGACUUGCUUACUUCCAUAGAUGAUUGUUCUGUGUCAAGUAAUGCUGCUAAAGUAGGUGUAUCCAUCCUUGAAUCUUGGCAUUGCUGGAAAAGUCUAAAAAAAGAAGGCUUGGUAACUCGUCUUUUUACACUGGAAGAAUAUGAACGAAUGAGUUGUAGCAAAUGCAAAAAGAAGUCAAAUUAUCCAGAGAAAAGUUGUUAUAAUGUUGUCAUGGCUGCAGAUUCAAUCAGAGACUUGAAUUGUGCUUUUGGGGAUGUGGAGUUCGUGGAUUUACUUAAGAUGAUCCGCAUGGAAGAUAAAAUGUUAUGUGACAUUAAAACAGGAGGUUGUGGGAAGGAAAACUUUGUUCAUCAUGUUAUAAAUAGAUGCCCGCCAAUCUUCACAAUCAUGUUGGAAUGGGAAAAGAAUGAAGGUGAAGAAGAAAUAUUUGAAACUACAAAGGCUUUGGACUGUGAGAUAGAUAUCAGCAGGCUAUACGAAGGCUUAGAGCCAAGAACUAUGUACCGGCUUGUGUCAAUGGUUUGCUGUGGUGAAGAAGAAGAAGAACAUAUCUUCCUAGCUUAUAAAAAGGAUCGCUGGAUCAGUCUCAGACAUGAAGCAUUAGGGGAAGAGGAUGUUGGUGACUGGGAGAGUGUGGUCAGUUUCUGUGGAGAAAAGCAGCUUAGGCUUCUUGUGCGCUAUUUAAGGAGAGCUUUGCAAUGUAUCAGCGUCAAGAUAAACGAAAUACGCCAUCUUCAAGAUAUGCAAAAUAUGCCUGGAGAAGAUUCACUGUCGAAACAUGAGUCACCACAAGGAGAAGCUGUAACAGGAUACAAUUCCGCUCUUAACAUGACGCUCAAGGCCCUCUUGAACAUUAACGUUCUUAAAGAUGAUUUCGUUUCUGCUUUUGUCUCGGAAAACAUAAAAGAGGAUGGUCUCUACAGUUACCUGCUAAGAAACUUGCUUGCUUCCCCAGAAGAUGUUGAUUCCAUGUCUAGUGAUGCUACAGAAGUAGUCGUAUCCAUCCUUGAGUCUUGGCAUUGUUGGAAAAGUCCAGAAGGAGAAAGCUUGGUAACUCGUCUUUUUACACUGGAAGAAUAUGAAAGAAUGACUUGUAGCAAAUGCAGAAAGCAGCCAAAUUAUCCAGAGCAAAAUUCUUAUGGUGUUGUUAUGGCUGCAGAUUCAUUAAGAGACUUGAAAUGUGCUUUUGGGGAUAUUAAUUUUGUGGACAUCCUUAAGAUAAUCCGCAUGGAACAUAAAAUAUUAUGUGACAUUAAAACAGGAGGCUGUGGAAAGGAAAACUUUAUUCAUCAUGUUAUAAGUAAAUGCCCGCCUAUCUUCACAAUCACAUUGGUAUGGGAGAAGGAUGAAACUGAAGAACAAAUAUCUGAAACGAUAAAGGCUUUGGACUGUGAGAUAGAUAUCAGCAUGCUAUACGAAGGCUUAGACCCAAACACUAUACUCAGAAUGUGGAAAAUGCAGGUUUGCUGUGGGGAAGAAGAAGAACACAUAGGUCUAGCUUAUAAAAAGAACCGGUGGACCUGUCUCAGACAUGAAGUAGUUGCAGAAGAAGAUGUUGGUGACUGGAAGAGUGUGGUCAGUUUCUGUGGAGCAAAGAAUGUACGGCCAGAGAUUCUGUUCUAUGAAGUUGCAAUGCCAAUGGCCUAACCAGUGACAUAAUUGUUAUCAAUAUGUUGCAAUCCAAAAGAAGUUGUGUGCUUUUGUUUUUACUUAUAUGAAGCUUUAUAAAGUGUUAAGACAAAUAAAGUUGAAUUGAGAAUAGUUGAAGCUUUUACAAAAAAAAAA